GUGCAUACCCCUGAUCCAUAUUCACACCAAACUAGAAAGAAACAUUCAUUUCUCUCUCUUAUAACACAUACACACACAUAAUGCAGAAACUAUCUGCAAUCUUAGUGGUGGUGCUCCUUUGUGCAGCCUCCAAUGGCGUCUUAUCUUUCACUGACGGGAUAUUACCAAAUGGGCAAUUCGAAUAUGGACCGAAACCGUCCCAAAUGAAGGGCACACGUGUGAUAGACCCGAAGGCAAUACCAAACUGGGAGCUCACGGGGUUCGUUGAGUACAUAAAAUCGGGACAAAAACAAGGGGACAUGUUGCUAGUGGUGCCUGAAGGUGCAUACGCGGUUAGGCUAGGAGAGGAUGCAUCGAUAAAGACAAAGGUGACGGUGAAGAAAGGGUUGUUUUAUUCCGUCACGUUUAAUGUUGCUAGAACAUGUGCCCAAGAGGAGAAGUUGAAUGUUUCGGUGUCGCCAAAUUCAGAGCCCAACGAUUGGGGAAUCUUGCCUAUGCAAACCAUGUAUAGUAGCAAUGGUUGGGACACGUACUCGUGGGGGUUCGUGGCUGAAGCCAAUGACAUUGAGAUCGUGAUCCAUAACCCGAGUGUUGAGAAAGAUCCUGCUUGCGGUCCUCUUAUCGAUUCUGUUGCAUUGAAGGCCCUAUUUCCCCCAAGAAGAACCAACACUAAUAUGUUGAAGAAUGGUGAUUUUGAGGAGGGUCCAUUUGUGUUGCCCAAAACCGAUGUCGGUGGAGUUCUAAUCCCUCCCAACAUCGAGGAUGACCAUUCGCCACUCCCGGGUUGGAUGAUCGAGUCACUAAAAGCCGUGAAGUAUUUAGAUGCUGAACACUUUGCAGUGCCCAAGGGAAAGCGUGCCGUAGAGCUAAUUGCCGGGAAAGAAAGUGCCAUUGCCCAGGUAGUCAAGACCAUCCCAGGCAAAGUAUACGCACUUUCUUUCGUUGUUGGAGAUGCCAACAACGCGUGUGAGGGGUCCAUGGUUGUAGAAGCAUUCGCCGGCAAAAACACUCUUAGGGUACCUUAUGAAUCUAAAGGCAAGGGCGGUUACAAACAAGCGGUUCUUAAGUUCAAGGCCGUGACAACACGUACACGAAUCAGGUUUUUAAGCACAUUUUAUCAGAUGAAGACCGAUGGUUCUCUUUGUGGUCCGAUCAUUGAUGAUGUGAGAUUGGUUGGUGUUCGAUACGCUAAACAUGCUUGAUUUGUUGUUUUACUUGUUUCACGAAAUCCUCAAAAGCGCGCGCUAUAGGGAUGUUUGAUCACCGCUUAUGAUGUUUAUUUAGCACGAUAUGUAUGUUAAUGUUGUUUCUGUUGUGUACUAGAAAGAAAAACAUGUUUAAUUGAUGUUUACAACAAAAAUAGAUAAAUCCAAGUAAUUAUUUUAUAAGUAA
Molecule: messenger RNA, 1392 nt
Organism: Helianthus annuus (common sunflower)
Lineage: Eukaryota; Viridiplantae; Streptophyta; Magnoliopsida; Asterales; Asteraceae
Exons: 3
Coding region: 81-1202 (373 amino acids)
Source: RefSeq, a predicted model, not a curated record